Messenger RNA from Trichophyton benhamiae CBS 112371, 195 nucleotides. RefSeq lists its product as uncharacterized. NCBI's taxonomy places the organism in Eukaryota, Fungi, Ascomycota, Eurotiomycetes, Onygenales, Arthrodermataceae. Bases 1 to 195 code for a protein of 64 amino acids. The record is from RefSeq and is a predicted model, not a curated record. The transcript has a single exon.
AUGCUGGGAGCAAGGAAGAAGAAGAAGAAAGAGGUGAAGCUCAAGGCAAGCAGAGAGAGAGAAAAAAGGGAGGCGGGCAGUCAAACAACACUGAAAGCGAAGAAGCUCCCAGCCUCUUCUUUUUUUCAGUACUAUAUAGACGAAGCUACUAUGCUUGAAUUCUUCUUCUCUCGUUUGGAAUAUAGGAGACGCUGA